UCAGUGCCUCAUCAGCCCCCUACUCUUGUGAAAAGGAUGGACCAGUAAUGGAUAAGAAUAACGGUACCGUGUGUAUUAAACGCUGGUAUUGAAGUUAUCUAUUCCGCUUCAUUGAAAUUAACGCAUCCGAAAAACCAAGUGUGCGGCAUCCAGUCUGAGCCAUCCCAGAGACUGCUUACACAGCAACACCCCAGAACAGGACGAUUAUACUGAACGAAGGACCCUGUAAACGAGGACUGUAAAGAGAGAGCCACCGUGGUCCGGCAUACCGAGAGAGGGGCCCUGUCAGCACUUUCGGCUCCUAUCAUGGGUCUCAUUGCCUACGUGAAGCAGCAGUUCAUCCUCCAGCUGCUCAUUAGCUUCGUCUUUGUAGUCAGCGGCCUCAUCAUCAACUUCAUCCAGCUGUGCACCUGCGUUCUGUGGCCCUUCAACAAACAGCUGUACCGCAGGAUCAACUGCCGGCUGUCCUACUCCUUAUGGAGCCAGCUGGUGAUGCUGCUGGAAUGGUGGUCAUGUACAGAAUGCACACUCUACACUGACCAGGCCACGGUGGACAAAUUUGGCAAAGAGCACGUCAUCAUCAUCCUCAACCACAACUUCGAGAUUGACUUCCUGUGCGGGUGGACUAUGUGUGAACGCUAUGGGGUGCUGGGGAGCUCCAAAGUCCUGGCAAAACACGAGCUGCUGAAGGUUCCUCUGAUUGGUUGGACCUGGUACUUCCUGGAGAUUGUCUUCUGCAAGAGAAAGUGGGAAGAAGACAGGGACACUGUCUUCAAAGGCCUUGACAGCCUCAAAGAUUACCCAGAGUGCAUGUGGUUCCUGUUAUACUGUGAAGGCACACGCUUCACAGAAAAGAAGCACCAGAUCAGCAUGCAGGUGGCUGAAAGCAAGGGCCUACCCAAGCUGAAGUAUCAUCUGCUUCCCCGCACCAAGGGCUUCACCACCACCCUGCAAUGCCUCAAAGGAACAGUAAAGGCGGUGUAUGACGUGACACUGAACUUCAAAGACGAGAAGAACCCCACGCUGCUAGGAAUCAUCAGUGGGAAGAAGUACAUGGCAGACAUGAGUGUCAGGAGGUUCCCUGUAGAGGAGAUCCCAGAUGAUGAGAAGGAGUGUGCAGACUGGCUCCAUAAGCUCUAUCAGGAAAAGGAUGCACUUCAGGAACACUAUGUGAAGGAGGGCUGCUUCCCUGGGCCAAUCGUGAAGCCCCCCCGUCGGCCAUGGACGCUGCUCAACUUCCUGUUCUGGGCCACCCUGCUGCUCUCCCCCCUCAUCAAUUUCGCCUGGGGGGUGUUUGUCAGUGGCUCCCCCGUCCUCAUCAUCAGCUUCAUCGUUUUCAUUAUCAUAUCCUCCAUUGCAGUGCGUCGCCUAAUUGGCGUCACAGAGGUCAAGAAGACAGGAUCCAGCUACGGCAACCAGGAGACGAAGAAGCAGAAUUAGAGGUGUCCAUGUAGCCGCCGUGCGGUCACCGUGCAGUCACAGCCCCCUUUUUUAUUCUCUUAGAGCCCGAGGAAGCACGCCAACGAGGAAAAUAAUUACAAUAGUGACCAGAUUCAUAUUAAUUACGACGGUCGAUUACAAUUAGGAUGAGAAAAGCAGAAGGGGUAAAAGGGACUGCAUGAAUGUGAUGCUCCACCGUAGCGUGUGAGUGGCAGAUAGGUCCUGGACCGACUGGCUGAGGCUGAGGGGGGGGGGGGGGG
This is a messenger RNA of Megalops cyprinoides (Indo-Pacific tarpon), 1700 nucleotides long. RefSeq names its product 1-acyl-sn-glycerol-3-phosphate acyltransferase gamma-like. Lineage: Eukaryota; Metazoa; Chordata; Actinopteri; Elopiformes; Megalopidae. The record is from RefSeq and is a predicted model, not a curated record. Gene Ontology annotation, molecular function: 1-acylglycerol-3-phosphate O-acyltransferase activity. Gene Ontology annotation, cellular component: endoplasmic reticulum; endomembrane system. The coding region runs from base 307 to 1440 and encodes 377 amino acids. The transcript has 10 exons.